CGAUUCCCGCCGCUGACUCCCUCCCUUCCCUCCCUGUUGAUUUCUGCAGCACAGUCCGAGGGAAGACCGUGUGAAUACAACUCCAAAAUCUACCAGAACGGCGAGAGCUUCCAGCCGAACUGUAAACACCAGUGUACGUGCAUAGAUGGAGCUGUGGGCUGCAUCCCGCUCUGCCCGCAGGAGCUCUCUCUUCCCAACCUGGGCUGCCCCAGCCCCAGGCUGGUCAAAGUCCCCGGGCAGUGCUGCGAGGAGUGGGUCUGUGACGAAAGCAAGGAUGCACUGGAGGAGCUGGAAGGCUUCUUCAGCAAAGAGUUUGGUCCGGAUGAUUCCGAAGGCGAACUAACCAGGAACAAUGAGCUAAUUGCCAUUGUGAAGGGAGGCCUGAAAAUGCUACCUGUGUUUGGAUCCGAGCCACAGAGCCGAGCUUUUGAGAAUCCCAAAUGCAUUGUGCAAACAACCUCUUGGUCCCAGUGCUCAAAGACAUGUGGAACCGGCAUCUCCACAAGGGUGACCAACGACAAUCCCGACUGCAAGCUCAUCAAAGAGACCAGGAUAUGCGAAGUGAGGCCAUGUGGCCAGCCCAGCUACACCUCCCUAAAGAAGGGAAAAAAGUGUACCAAGACUAGGAAGUCCCCAUCCCCUGUGAAGUUCACCUACGCUGGAUGCUCCAGUGUGAAGAAGUACCGCCCCAAGUACUGUGGCUCCUGCGUGGAUGGCAGGUGCUGUACACCCCAGCAGACCAGGACUGUUAAGAUCAGGUUCCGCUGCGACGAUGGGGAAACCUUCACCAAGAGUGUCAUGAUGAUCCAGUCCUGCCGAUGCAACUACAACUGUCCACAUGCGAAUGAGGCUUAUCCCUACUACAGACUUGUCAACGACAUUCACAAAUUUAGGGACUAAGUUGUGUUGGGGGUGGGAUGCAAAACAGAAUUUUGAAGUAACCAGCCAUGGAGAAAGGACUUUUGAUGGAAAUGGUGCCUUGCCCAUUUGAGGGCAACAUUGAGAUGUUACAAGAGUGCACUGUGCAACUGGACACUAAUGCAACAGAGAUUUAAGCAUACUUAAAGCUUCAUAGUACUGGAGCAACUUUACUGCUUCUUUUUGGAGCACCUUAUCUAAUUAUAUACUGUUUUCUGUUUGUAAGUGAUCAGAUAAAUGUUUUGUUCUGGUUAUGAAAACUUUUCUAUCCUGUUCAGUUUAACACUAUGCUUGUCUCCCCCUCCCUCCAAUCUUUUCCCACCCUUUCCCAACCAAGUUGGAAGUUACAUUCCUUCCUGAGGUGGGCACUUGUGGGGUGUUCACAGUGGCAGCUAUUAUGUACCAACUGUAGUUUAAUGGCAAACAGAAAUCAGUUGUUUUAAAGCUGAGUAUUUUAUUUAUCAAACUAGCAUUUUGUUUUGUUUCCUUUGAGUUGUUUUUUGUUGUUUUUUUUUUUUGUUUACCCCUUCCAGCCCCUGUAAUACUGGAAUAAGUUGUAAAUGAUUUUAAUUUUAUAUUCAAUGAAUUAAAAGAAUUUAUUUAUGGAAUUAAUCAUUUAAUAAAGAAAUAUUU
Molecule: messenger RNA, 1551 nt
Organism: Acanthisitta chloris (rifleman)
Lineage: Eukaryota; Metazoa; Chordata; Aves; Passeriformes; Acanthisittidae
Gene: CCN1
Product: cysteine-rich, angiogenic inducer, 61
Exons: 3
Biological process (GO): signal transduction
Molecular function (GO): protein binding
Source: RefSeq, a predicted model, not a curated record